Molecule: messenger RNA, 554 nt
Organism: Phlebotomus papatasi
Lineage: Eukaryota; Metazoa; Arthropoda; Insecta; Diptera; Psychodidae
Product: U6 snRNA-associated Sm-like protein LSm8
Exons: 2
Coding region: 82-372 (96 amino acids)
Biological process (GO): mRNA splicing, via spliceosome
Cellular component (GO): U4/U6 x U5 tri-snRNP complex; precatalytic spliceosome; U6 snRNP
Molecular function (GO): RNA binding
Source: RefSeq, a predicted model, not a curated record
AAACAUUGCAACAUAACCUCACAAACAUUUUGAAUCUGCCGGAAGAGAUUGUUCCAGGAAAAUCAGUGAUUUCCAGGCAAGAUGUCUUCGGGACUGGAAUCCUACAUAAAUAACACGGUGUCAAUUAUAACCUCUGAUGGAAGGAAUUUCGUAGGGACGCUAAAAGGCUUUGAUCAGACAAUCAAUGUGAUCCUGGAUGAGUCCCAUGAGAGAGUAUUUUCCACAACAAAUGGUAUAGAGCAGGUGGUGCUGGGACUUCACAUCAUCCGAGGCGACAAUAUCGCUGUAAUUGGCCAAAUAGACGAUUCCAUUGACAGCCGAUUGGACUUCUCAUCAAUCCGGGGCGAACCCCUUGGUCCUGUUGUCCACUAAAUACCACACUGGAGACAACCAACUAGUACACAAAUCGAGUCUUUAUUUCCACACUCAAAUAUUACAUACAAUCCGGGUACUGGGUGGGAAACAUGUCUCAAAGGAAAAGUCCAUGGUGUUCAUUUGGAGGACGGAAACUAAACACAGACAGUUAUUGUAAAUAAAUACUGUGGAGAGGAAUG